CUGGCCCUCCCAGGCUUGAAGUGAGUCGGAACAUGACUUCAAGUGUUUGGGUAACAAAAAGAGGAAUCUAAAGAUGGAAGGAGCUGAUCCCUGCUCACCUUUGAACCAGCAGGUUUCUGGAUGGUGGAUUCCCCAACCUCCCCUUUCUUGAGGCUUCUACUGUACUAUUGUUCUCUGCUUCAUUCUGCGAUAAACUCAAAGAAAAGGAAGUGGUAAGGAAUAGAUUCCCCCUGGUCUAGCUCUGGUGGAGAGGGACGGUGAUGCCAACAGCUGUCUUCAGAGACUGUUGGGUCUCUCCUCUGGUCUUCGCCACGUAAAGUCCUUUCAGAUCUGGGAAAGAAAUGCCUGAAAGAGCCUUCAGACUCUGUUUUGAACCAGAACAGGCUCCCAAAACUCGCAUCGGUCUGUGCCUGUGAGUUCGGGAGGCUGCACAACACUGUGCUGAGAUGCUGAGCAGUUUUGCGAGCUCCUCGAUGGGUGUGGCUGUGGGCGUUUCCCUCCUUGUACUCUUCCUGGCCUGUGGAAUUGGAUGUGUUUGGCACUGGAAGCGCCGGGAAGCCACAGCAUUUACCUUACCGAAGUUUAUGCAAAGGAGAAGCAGCAGACAUAAAGACUGCACAAAAACCCUUGGCUCGAGUGCCCACGUGGUUUGCCCAAGCUCUGAAACCUCAGUGGAAAGCAAAGGCCACAAGUCUUCUACCAAGAGAAAUAGGAUGCUUGGCGAGUACGAAAAUGUGGAAGUGGGUCCUCCGGACACCGAAGUGGCAGCCGAGAAGGCGCUGUACGAAAACACGCAGCCAUCCAAUCUCGAGGAGCAUGUCUACGGGAAUCAAACAGAGGCUCUCUAUUAUAAUUUCCAGAAGCCUACCCCUCCUGCUCCUCAAGAUGAUGACACAUACAUCCUUCCAGAUUCCUACUAGCUUCUCCUCCACUGAGACUCAUUGCUGCAAGAAAAAAUGAUCACCAGGCUUUUGCAUGGACACAUGUCAUCGUGAUCAAAUUCUGAUGAAAUCGGUGGUCUCUUUUCUGUCUCUACUCUUACAAAUCCUCACUAGUAGAACCACUGUGGACAAAUUCCAGAAACUGCCUCUGCCUUGGGUUAAAUCUAUGCUGUGUUAUGUUAAUUCUUCUCUUUAAAUAUUUGCCAAUACAGCUUGCCUUCCUUCCUUCCUUCAUCAUCUGUGAGGCUCAGUGUUAUUGCCAUAGUCUCCUAGCAGCUCAUCCUCCUGAUUUUGUUUUGCUGUGAUGAGGGGCUAACCCAUGGCCUUUCACAUACCAGGUAAGUGCUCAACCACCGAGCCACAUCUCUAGACAGGUCUUCUGAAUUAUAUCCAUCCAGUCAACAGCCUAUGAUGCAGCAGACUGAUCUUCCAGAAACAUCUUAGGUGGUCAUUUUGUUCUUUUGCAUAUACAUACAGCUCAAGACCCUGAGUCCAGAUUUUAUGACUUGUUCAGUUACUAUUUACUUUCCCAGUGAUUUCUCCUGACCCCUUCCAUGCUUGAAUCAAAACCAUCUCAACGCUUCCAGGCCCUACCCUCUACUCCAUGGCGUUGCUUGACCACCUUCUGAAGCCUGCUCAGAUUGUAACUUCUUCCAUCAUCUUCUGAGUCAUGCUAAACCUGACUUUCCGUUUUUAGUUUCCAAUAUUCUGGAGAUCUUACUGCCUGUUUAACUCUUUGAGCAUUUAAGGAUAUGAAUAUUUGCUAUGCAUUUAUUACUAAUAUAAUAUGAGAACAUCUUUAGUUGCAACUAAAUAGAAAGGAACUAUCCUUCUUUUAGACCCAAAGAAAUUAUAUGAGGAACUAAAAAUUUGGUUAAUUGACAAAAAUUGUAUCCUGCAUUUUGUUAAGUAGUUUUAAAGAAAAUUAAUAAAUUUACUAAUUCCA
Messenger RNA from Phodopus roborovskii (desert hamster), 1887 nucleotides. It is a transcript of the gene Gapt, whose product is annotated as GRB2 binding adaptor protein, transmembrane. Bases 447 to 920 code for a protein of 157 amino acids. The record is from RefSeq and is a predicted model, not a curated record. The transcript has 3 exons. Gene Ontology annotation, cellular component: membrane. NCBI's taxonomy places the organism in Eukaryota, Metazoa, Chordata, Mammalia, Rodentia, Cricetidae.